Molecule: messenger RNA, 1792 nt
Organism: Orycteropus afer afer
Lineage: Eukaryota; Metazoa; Chordata; Mammalia; Tubulidentata; Orycteropodidae
Gene: KLHL25
Product: kelch like family member 25
Molecular function (GO): protein binding
Source: RefSeq, a predicted model, not a curated record
UCACCAUGUCCGUCAGCGUCCAUGAGACCCGCAAGUCGCGGAGCAGCACGGGCUCCAUGAAUAUCACGCUCUUCCACAAGGCCUCCCACCCUGACUGUGUGCUGGCCCACCUCAACACACUGCGGAAGCACCGCAUGUUCACAGAUGUCACACUCUGGGCCGGCGACCGUGCUUUCCCCUGUCACCGUGCUGUGCUCGCUGCCUCUAGCCGCUACUUUGAGGCCAUGUUCAGCCACGGCCUCCGGGAGAGCCGUGAUGACAUGGUCAACUUCCAGGACAACCUGCACCCUGAGGUGCUGGAGCUGCUGCUGGACUUUGCCUACUCCUCCCGCAUCGCCAUCAACGAGGAAAAUGCUGAGUCACUGCUGGAGGCGGGCGACAUGCUGCAGUUCCAUGAUGUGCGGGAUGCCGCCGCCGAGUUCCUUGAGAAGAAUCUGCUGCCCUCCAACUGCCUGGGCAUGAUGCUGCUGUCAGACGCCCACCAGUGCCGCCGGCUAUAUGAGUUCUCCUGGCGCAUGUGCCUGGUGCACUUUGAGACUGUGCGGCAAAGCGAAGACUUCAACAGCCUGUCCAAGGACACCCUGCUGGAUCUCACAUCAAGUGAUGAGCUGGAGACAGAGGACGAGCAGGUGGUCUUCGAGGCCGUCCUGCAGUGGGUGAGGCAUGACCUAGAGCAGCGGAAGGUGCAUUUGCCUGAGCUGCUGCGGAGCGUGCGGCUGGCCCUGCUGCCAUCUGACUGCCUCAAGGAGGCCCUCUUGGGUGAGGACAUCAUUCUGGCAGACGAGCGCACCAAGCUUAUCCUGGAUGAGGCUUUGUGCUGCAAGACCAAGAUCCUACAGAAUGAUGGGGUCGUCACCAGCCCCUGCGCCCGGCCACGCAAAGCGGGCCACACACUGCUCAUCCUGGGAGGGCAGACCUUCAUGUGUGACAAGAUCUACCAGGUGGACCACAAGGCCAAAGAGAUCAUCCCCAAGGCAGACCUGCCCAGCCCACGGAAGGAGUUUAGUGCCUCAGCCAUCGGCUGUAAGGUCUAUGUGACAGGGGGUCGGGGCUCCGAGAAUGGCGUCUCCAAGGAUGUGUGGGUUUAUGACACAGUCCACGAGGAGUGGUCCAAGGCAGCACCCAUGCUUAUUGCCCGCUUUGGCCAUGGCUCAGCCGAGCUGGAAAACUGCCUGUAUGUGGUUGGCGGGCACACAUCUCUGGCUGGCGUCUUCCCAGCCUCCCCGUCUGUGUCCCUGAAGCAAGUAGAGAAGUAUGACCCUACAGCCAAUAAGUGGACAAUGGUGGCCCCGCUGCGGGAUGGUGUCAGCAACGCUGCAGUGGUGAGUGCCAAGCUAAAGCUCUUUGUGUUUGGAGGCACCAGCAUUCAUCGGGACAUGGUGUCCAAAGUGCAGUGCUAUGACCCCGUGGAGAACCGGUGGAACAUCAAGGCUGAGUGCCCCCAGCCCUGGCGCUAUACAGCUGCAGCUGUCCUGGGCAGCCAGAUCUUCAUCAUGGGAGGUGACACCGAGUUUACAGCUGCCUCAGCCUACCGCUUCGACUGUGAGACCACCCAGUGGACACGCAUCGGGGACAUGACCGCCAAGCGCAUGUCCUGCCAUGCUCUAGCGUCAGGCAACAAGCUCUAUGUGGUGGGGGGCUACUUUGGGACCCAGCGGUGUAAGACCCUGGACUGCUAUGACCCCACAUCAGACACAUGGAACUGCAUUACCACUGUGCCCUACUCGCUUAUCCCCACAGCCUUCGUCAGCACCUGGAAGCACCUGCCUGCCUGAGGAGCAUCUGCAGAGUC